Molecule: messenger RNA, 5355 nt
Organism: Gymnodraco acuticeps
Lineage: Eukaryota; Metazoa; Chordata; Actinopteri; Perciformes; Bathydraconidae
Product: un-named sa1614
Exons: 29
Coding region: 545-3637 (1030 amino acids)
Biological process (GO): positive regulation of GTPase activity
Cellular component (GO): cytoplasm
Molecular function (GO): protein binding; GTPase activator activity
Source: RefSeq, a predicted model, not a curated record
GUCGAUCAACGUGAACGCGCCUCUCCAUGCGGUUUGAAUAAAGAAGAAAAAAAAAGCAGGAAAAGAAAUCAGCUGAUGAUGAAAAGACAUAAAGCUGUUACAGGAGCGGAGAGAAGAUACCGGUUUGAUUCCCUCCUCUGAACCCGGUCAAGGUGCACAGGGUUCCGGUUCUCCUCUCAGCUGCUCCGCUCUUUGUCAGCUGGUUCACACACCGAGAGACCCGGGCGGGUUUCAUGGGUUCAUCCCUGGAUAAAGCGGCUCUACAGGGGAAACAUCGUUGGGUUUAACACUCUUAUGACCCGGGACUGUCUUUAAUGUCAUCGCUUUUCUGCGGAAUCUGCUGUUAAUGUUUAUUUGCUGCUGGAUCUGAUCACCUUUUGUCUGGAGGAAGAGGAGGCUGACGCUGCGGUGAAGUCACACUGAGGAAGGAAGCACCGGAUCAGGUUUUCUCCUGGUUCCACGGGUCUUUUGUGUGGAAUUGAUCCGCCAGUCCCGGACUUGAGAGGCCCGGGUGGUCCCGGUGUGUCCCGGGCUCAGCAGCACCAUGCCGGAGUGCGUGUCGGUGUCAGACUUCGUGCAGGAGGUCCAGGAGGACUGGAGCUCCCCCACCACCUCCUCCUUCACCUCCAAGAUGAUCAGCUGCAGGAACACCGUCUACCUGCUGGAGGAGGUUUUGGACAGUGACCGCUUGGUGUUGCAGAAGAUGAAGAAAGCUGCUAAAGCCAAAUAUGCCUCAGGACAAGACCAUGUCUCUCACCUGGAGCAGUACAUUAACUCGAUGGAGAAGCUGUCGGUGAACUGUCACUCAAACGGAGAGACGGAGGUCGGAUCAGCUUUCUGCCGUCUGGCCGACUUCUCUAAAGACCUCCUCUCUCCCAUGAAGAACCUGUUAAAGAGCAUGCUCCACAACAUCAACUUCUUCCUGGACUCUCUGGUUAAAGGAGACCUGAGGGAGGUGAAGGGGGAUCUGAAGAAACCUUUUGACAAAGCGUGGAGGGACUAUGAGAGCAGAUUUAAGCAGGUGGAGAAGGAGAAGAGGGAGCUGGCUCGUCAGUAUGGGAUGGUGAGGAACGAGGUCAGCGGAGGAGAGAUCGCAGAGGAGCUCGAGAAGGAGAGACGCUCCUUCCAACUGAGCAUGUGUGAGUAUCUGAUUAAGGUCAACGAGAUAAAGACGAAGAGAGGCGUCGACCUUCUGCAGAACCUCAUCAAACACUACCACAGCCACAAUAACUUCCUGCAGGAGUGUGUUUCCACCACUGAGAAGUUGAAGCAGUACAUGGAGGAGUUGAAUGGAGUCCUUAUCACGGUGAAGCAGAGUCAGGAGGAGGAGAAGAAACAGCUGGUGACCCUCAGAGAUCAGCUGAGGCCGGCUGUCAACUCAGAGCAGGACUCUUUACCUAAGCAGGUGUACAGCAUGCAUCAGCUGCUCGGAGACAAACAGUACGGAACAGAGAGGGCAGGAUUCCUCUACAAGAAGAGUGACGGCUUGAGAAAGAUGUGGCAGAAGAGGAAAUGUUCAGUUCACAACUGUUACCUGACCAUCGCACACGCCACUCCCAAUAAACCUCCUACCAGACUAAACCUGCUCACCUGUCAGGUCAAACCCAGUGUGGAGGACAAGAAAUGCUUUGACCUCAUCUCCCAUAAUCGGACCUACCAUUUCAUGGCAGAGGAGGACGCUGAGUGUGUGGCCUGGAUCUCGGUGCUCAGUAACAGUAAGCAGGAGGCUCUGAGUGCGGCCCUGGAUGGGGGCUUUAAAGGGGGGGGAGGAGGGGAGAGCAGCAUAGAGGAUCUGACCCGGGCCAUCACUGAAGACAUCCGGCGGAUGCCCGGAAACAACAACUGCUGUGACUGCGGAGCUCCAGAUCCUGGAUGGCUCUCCACCAACCUGGGCAUCCUGACCUGUAUCGAGUGUUCGGGGAUCCACAGGGAGAUGGGGGUCCACGUCUCCAGGAUCCAGUCUCUGAGUCUGGACAGUCUGGGGACCUCAGACCUUCUGUUGGCCAGGAAUGUUGGUAACUCUGGUUUUAAUGAAAUACUGGAGGCAAACCUGCUGAGUCCAUCAAUGAAGCCGUCCCAGGAGAGCCACAUGGGAGAGCGUAAAGACUUCAUCCUGUCAAAGUAUCAGGACGGUUAUUUUGUGAGGCGGAACCACUGCUCGAAUGCAGCGCAGCGGUUUGGCCUGCAGGAGGCGACCAAGAGCUGCGACAUCUACAGUCUGAUCCAGCUGUACGCCCAGAGGACCGAGCUGAGCCAGCCACUGCACGCACACAUACAGGAGAGAGGGGAGACAGCGCUCCAUCUCGCCGUCCUAUUGGCUGACAGGACGUCCCUGCACAUCCUGGACUUCUUAGCUCAGAACUGCUCAAAUGUGGACGCACAGACAUCCGCAGGAAACACAGCGCUGCACUACAGCUGUCUGCACAACAAGAGUGACUGUGUGAGGCUGCUGCUGAGAGCCAGGGCCAACACACACACCAAAAACGAGUUAGGGGAGACCGCUCUGGACGUGAGCCGUAGGUUGAAGCACGGCCACUGUGAGGCGCUGCUGCAGCAGGCCCAGUCCAACCAAUUCGACCAUCAUGUGAACGUGGAGUACGAGUGGAGGCUUCGUCAUGAAGACCUCUACGACAGUGACGACGACUUUGAAGAGAGGAACGGUCCUGUGAAGAAGGAGCGCUCCUUCUCAUCCUCCUCCUUCACCUCCUCCUUCUCCUUCACCUCCCGGGCCUUCAGCUUCAGUCAGCCUGCCUCCAUCCCGCCGCCUUCCUCUGGAGAAGCGGGAGGAUCAGGAGGAUCGGGAGGAUCGGGAGGAUCGGGAGGAGGGGGAGGAGCGGGAGGGUCCGGAGGGUCUGGGGGGUCUGGAGGGUCCGGAGGAGGUCUGCUGAGCGUGGGGAGGAGGCUCGCCAUGGCGAUGGAGCUCCACAGCCGGCCCUCUGGCUGUGCCUCCAGCCCCCCUCCGCCUCCUCCGUCCUCCCCUGCACCUCCACUGCCCCCCCGGGUCAAAGCCCCAAAUGUUCCUCCCCCUCCCCCUCCCGCUGGGGGAGAAGGAGCUGGGGAUGAAGAGGAGGAAGAGGGGGAGGUCUUCUUCUCGCUGACAGGAAAUAGAAAGUCAACGCCCCCCCCUCCCAUCGCCGUCCGACACAAGAGGAGCUGCUCCGAAUCCAGCAAGCACGAUUACGGGUUGUCAACUAGCCCGAAGAUCUACAGCGGUCCAGACUCCUCCUUUAAGAAGUGUGUCCCAUCUUCUCCUCUCAGCUCGCUGACAGAACGUCCGGAGAGAGGUUUUCGGAGGGCGGACAGUGACGGUAGCUCCUCCCACUUCCUGCACCCUGCCAGGAAAGCCCCGCCCAACGGCUCUCCCACCAAUCACCGCUCUCAGAGCUUUGAGAACGACAACCGCCCUGCCCCCCAGCCACUUCCUCGCAGAUCAUUGCCUCGGGGUGCGACGAGCCGCCGGGUGGAGGCGCUGUACGACUGCCAGGCCGACCACCACGAUGAGCUGAGCUUCUUUGAGGGUCAGGUGCUGGUGGUCCUGGGCAAGGAGGACAGUGAUUGGUGGCAUGGUUACAUAGAGGAAGAACCGGACCAGAGGGGUUUGUUCCCGUCCUCCUUCGUCCAGCUGCUCUCAGACUGACCUGGACCAAACCAACAGAACCUGGACCCGUACAGAUCCAGUCUGCCUGGAGAACUAGAACCUGGAACCCAGGGGAACCAAGGCAGCAGAACCCCAGGAUUGUGUCCCUCUGCUUCUCCCAGGACCGGACUGCUUCCUGUGAUGACCAAUGGUCCAGGCACAGUUCAUGUUGUCACAGCAACCAGCGGCUUUUGUUGCCAUGGAGACAAUACAGUUGACCUUUUCCGUGAAGAAUCUGUAUGUAGCUCGGGUCAUGUAAUAAUGUCGCACAAACAGGUCAGCGACGAUUUAAGUCUAGUGUUGACCGUGCUAUUAUUUAUUUAUUUUUAUUAUAAAAAAAUAUUUUUAUUAAGCACAUAGGUAGGCUACUACACUUCAAAAUAAAACAAUCCACUGGACUUUUAUUUUGAAGUGCAACUGAACGACUUUUUUCUGUUAUUUACUUAUUUUAAUAUAUUCAUGGAGUGGUGCAGGAAUAAGUCCUAAACAUCAGAAAUGAGUUAGCAUUUUAACAGUUCAGGUUCCCUCGUCACAAAUUCAAUGGGUUUUUAACGUGUUUUUUGUUAGCUGCCUGAAGUAAGGCAAGUGGUUAGCACAGGCUAAUUAGGUUUCCACAUUUAUUUCUCCAACAUAAAAUGCGUCACCCCACUGUUGAAUGUCUGAAACUUAAAUGUGUCUUAAAGAGGUUGGUUGGAUAAAUCCAAUUGGCUUUUCGCCGCGGGAGCUCUUGCGAUGCUAACUUCUGGGUGGGCUUACAAAGUGUAUCACUGCACCACUCCAUGGUUUUUCAUCCUGUGCAGCUCUUCUGUCCUGUCUCAGGCUUUGUCACCUUCGAGGGGCAGGGCUUAUCAGGUCUGACAAGGGCCAGGGCGGUUCUGGGAGCAGGGGUCUAAAAUUGGUCUAGCCUCCACUUGACAAGUGACCAGAGCACAAAGGAUUGUGGGAUAGUGAAAUGAGACUGAGCUGAUUCUCGAUGUCUGAAGAUUCCAAACACGAGUAAGCACAGCAGGUACUGCUAUCAUUUCAAAAAAUAUCUGCUCAGUUUCUCAUAAAAUGCGAUCUUUUCACAUUGAAAUAAGAUUUUUCAGGCUAAUGGACACAUUUUUUUGUAAAUAGUACAGUAUACACAUUAAUAAGGUGGUUGACUGGUGCAAACGCGCUACAACAGCCUAAAACUCUUCCAUCAUGAGAAACGCGCUAGUUUCAGAAACGAUGCAGAUAAAAAAAACACAAGUGUCAAAACAUAUAAAACUAGAAAAAGUAUUGUGUUAAAGCAAAACAUGUUUGUAGUAAAGUUACAAGACGUUUCAUCAGGAAAAAAUAUUGAAUUGAUUGAUAUAUGGUGAAAACCACAUUUAUUAUUUGGUAUCUAGUGAUAACAAUUACAAAGUCAACAUCUUGUACUGGAAACUGAGCAAAUGUUUAUUUUGAUCAUGGCGGCAGAAAUAAACUGCCAAGGGGACUUUUAUAGAGAUCAUCAUCAGAGUUAGAUUGUGCCAACAUGUACCUCCAGAGCCUUUGGAAGAGCAAAACACACUUUUGUUUCAUUUUAUUCAAAGUGACAGCGGUGUUGUUUUGAAAAAUCACAGUGCUUCUGUCUGCAAAUACGAAUGAAUCAAUGAUCAGUAGGUUGUUUGUUAAAUGAAACUGAAAUGUCCUUUUAUCAAACAGUCAGUUUAAACAUGAAGCGCUGAUUAAAGCUAUGAUAAGUGAACAUA